AUGAGGAAGUCUCGGCCUUCCUCCCCUCUUCCGCCUGCCCCGGUGCAGUUGCCGAGAGCAUCAACUGCGCCGUCCACGCCCACGACUAGUACGGCUGGAACGACAAGCGACAAGGAGAACUCCAAGGACAACAGCAAGGACGCACCCCGGCCCAAGCAUAAGCGUAUCUUCUCCCUGACGCGUCAAGUGCCAGAACAAGUUGCUCCGCAUGCACCAACCGUAUCCGUUGAAAAGGAGACAGCCGCAUCUAAAAAUGGACGGGAAAAGGAAAAGGACACCGACGCCAUCAGCCCGGCAGCCCCCGACAUGACCUCCACUUCUGUGUCCACCACGAAACCGCCUCCAUCAGCGGCGCCCAGCGCGUCCCCAGCCCACGCCCCGACGCUCGCACUACUAAACGGAGAGGGAACGUUUUCACACAAGCACUCUUCCUCUCUCCCCACGACUGGAAUCCUUUCCACGCCCCCGCCAGCAGCCUCUGCCGCUCCAACAGGUCUCACAAAGACCCCGUCGCCCGAGCAGCCCCAGCACGCCCCGUCACAACCCCCGAGUGCGCGCUCGUCGACGAUCGUCGUCUCCCCCUCCCUGCCCUCGAACCUCGCCAACCUCUCUGUGGCCGAGGACGUGAGCCGGCGUUCGAGCUUCCGCCACAUGUUCCGGCGCACGAGCAAGGAGCACGACAAGAAGGACAAGGACAAGCGCACUCCGAAGAAGCACCACGCCUGGGGGCAUCACUCCAAGUGUCCCGAAAAGUGUGCCGACGCGCACUCGUCCCGCGAAGCGUUCUCGGACGAGGACAUGUCGCCCACGUCCCUGGACAGCUCUAUCGACUACGAAUCAGCCUUCAAAGCAGUCAUGCUCGAGAACAUCAAGCUGCGCGAGGAGAUUGCAGAACUGAGGCGGCGAGCCUCGCUCCCCCUUUCCACGGUCACCUCGCGCUCGAAUCACCCGCCAAACAGUUCAUACGAUAUCGGCACGACGACGGGCACAAUGCUGGACAUCGAGGCCAGCUCGCCAGGUGGACCAAUGGAGCUCGAAAAGUCCGUGAGGGAACUCACGAACGCGAUCCGCGCCGUCCCCGGGCGUAUCCUCGUCAUUGUCCUCAUUGCCGGAUUCGUGUCGAUCAUUCGGAGCUGGAAGUUUGACUCCAAGCGGUACGAGACGCACAGCAACGAGUUCAUCGCUCGCAUCGAUGUCGGUUUCGCGCGGCUCGGUCAAUCGUCGGCCAGCGGUCGUACCAUCACAUCUCCACCCUCAGCAGUUCUCUCGCCAACUCGUACGGAACAGCCCCACACGAUCCAAUGGGAAAGUUAA
Messenger RNA from Trichosporon asahii var. asahii CBS 2479, 1314 nucleotides. RefSeq lists its product as uncharacterized. The transcript is spliced from 3 exons. The record is from RefSeq and is a predicted model, not a curated record. Lineage: Eukaryota; Fungi; Basidiomycota; Tremellomycetes; Trichosporonales; Trichosporonaceae. The coding region runs from base 1 to 1314 and encodes 437 amino acids.